Spinacia oleracea (spinach) is the source of this 641-nucleotide messenger RNA. RefSeq lists its product as uncharacterized. The coding region runs from base 40 to 510 and encodes 156 amino acids. The transcript is spliced from 3 exons. NCBI's taxonomy places the organism in Eukaryota, Viridiplantae, Streptophyta, Magnoliopsida, Caryophyllales, Amaranthaceae. The record is from RefSeq and is a predicted model, not a curated record.
ACGUAGUUUGAGAUCAUUCUAAGCUACUGGAAGAGGAAAAUGGGCAUUGAAAAUCAUCAACUUUCACAAGCACGCCGGCAGAAAUGGGUAUUACCCCUCUCUCUCGGCCUUCUCCUCGUCUACCUUGUUCCCCUCGCUUAUGCUGCUACCGAACAUGGCACGGCCGCACGUUACGGUUACAACACACCGUAUACACCAACGAGGUGUUAUUACGAAGACACAACGGCUUUCCCAGCAAACAACCUAUAUGCGGCAGCUGGGGAAGGAAUAUGGAACCAUGGGAGAGCUUGUGGGAAGCAGUACAAAGUGACUUGCAUAAGUGCAGCUGCCCCUAACACUUGUAUUCCAGGCACCACCAUCACGGUCAAAAUCGUUGACCGAGCAAGCACCGCCGUGUACCACCCCUCGACUACCGGGACCACCCUUGUCCUCUCUACUGCCGCCUUUAAUCAGCUUGUUAAGCCCUUUACUGCCACCUCGAUUAACGUUCAAUUCGAGCAGGUAGCAUGAUGUCAUUAGAGAAUACAGAGUACUGGAGGAGUGAACAUCCAUCACUAGAUUACCAUAGCUUACGUACUGCCAGAUAUGAAUGAAUAUUUCAAAUUUUCAACAAAAGUUUACAUAUAAAAUAUAGCUUAUUA